AUGGAGUUGCUCAGGAUAGGCAAAGAUAAAAGGGCCUUGAAAUUUGUCAAGAAGAGGGUAAUUAUUGGCUGUUUAACAUUUUUGACAUGAAUUGAUUUGUUCAACUCUCUAACCAAGUGUUAUUUCAAAUGUCAUUGUAGCUGGGAACCCACACCCGAGGAAAGAGAAAGCGUGAAGAAAUGCAAGGCGUCAUUGCUGCAAUGAGAAAACAACAACAACAACAGCAUUAAAUUGUCAAUAAAAGUCUCUUUUCUCUGGAUUUUGUUGUUUUGUCUGUGUAUCCGCAGAGAAUAUUUUGCCAACUAACAAAAAUCAGAAGUGGCUUUCCAUGUGUCAUAGUAUUUAUUUGAUCAAUGUGGCUGAGUAGCAUUUUGUGUUCAGAUACAUUGAUGAAUAUGUGACCCUUGAAUGGUAAAAUUGGAAAAGAUAUAUACCCAGAGGGCAACCAUGAUAUUUUAAGGAUCAUACAAAGAACAGCAAACAAACUGAAUUGUAAUUUUAUUUCCUUAACCCACUUUUACAUUAAAUUCUUAAACUCCCAGGAUCUGAUUGUUAAUCCUCUCAUUGUGCUGCCACAUAAUUCUUUGUAAAUUAGUUAAGUGAAUUUGGUGUAAUAUCUAGAUAACAAUUUCCUCCUAAUAAGUUUUAGUAUUAAUAACCAUUAGCUAAAAAACAUAUGGAUAUUAUAGGGAGAGGUUCACCACUUGUGGGAGUUGAAGGGUAAACUCCCAAGAUCUGAUUGUUAAUUCUACUCUCUUUUUGCUACAGACUUCCUUUGAAAUAACUUAGGAGAAUUUGGUGUUAGAUCUUGGUAACAACCUCUACCUGUUAGGCUUGAGUCUUCUCAAUAUCUGUUCGCUUGAAAAUGUAUGAAUACAAGAGGGAGUUACUUGAAUUUACUUUACCUGGUUUAGUACUUUAUUUUUUGUUGAUGACUAUUCUAGUACUUUGGAAAUGGCAUAGUCAAAAUCUGUGUGUGAGGUUAAUUAUUUUAGAAGAAUGCAUACAGCAGUAAUAAAGGUAGGCUGCAAGCUUCUGCC
Molecule: messenger RNA, 1040 nt
Organism: Pocillopora meandrina
Lineage: Eukaryota; Metazoa; Cnidaria; Anthozoa; Scleractinia; Pocilloporidae
Source: the annotation of a GenBank genome assembly